GAAACUCUGAUUCUGGAUCAGCUAAACUGUGUUUCAUUGAUGCGUUCGGGUGAGGUUUAGAGGUGGGUGAACUGAUCCUGAUACGGAUAGCUAUUCCAGGCAGAAUUGGUCUGAUUGAGUGGGAGGGCUCCUACCCGGAAGCUGACCAUCAGCUGCUCUGUAAAUUGAUGAACACGCAGGCCGAGAGCAUAGAUAAAUUCAGAUUCGUGGUUUACACACCUUCCCUUCGCUUUCUUUUUUAUUCGUCCAUUUAUCACCGGAAUGGACGAGACGAGCCCGCUAGUCUCCCCACUGCGGGACUCCCACGAUUUCUCCCACUGUCCCACUGAGCCUCCGAGUCCCCGGGGCGCUUUCGGAGGGACGCCGGGGUCCGUGGUUCGUGUGCCUGCUGGAAGCCCUGGACGCAACCGAGAGCGACAGCCCCUGCUUGAACGGGAUAGAGGAAAUUCUCCGCGAGACCCCCAUAGUAACGAGUUUCCAGAAGAUCCUGAAUUUAGGGAAAUAAUCCGAAAAGCAGAACGUGCUAUAGAAGAAGGAAUUUUCCCAGAAAGAAUCUACCAAGGUUCCAGCGGCAGCUAUUUCGUUAAAGAUUCGCGGGGGAAGAUCAUCGGCGUGUUCAAGCCCAAGAACGAGGAGCCGUACGGUCAGCUCAACCCCAAAUGGACCAAGUGGCUGCAGAAGCUGUGCUGUCCGUGCUGUUUCGGGCGGGACUGCCUGGUGCUCAACCAGGGCUACCUCUCGGAGGCCGGCGCCAGCCUGGUGGACCAGAAACUCGAGCUCAACGUCGUCCCCAGGACCAAGGUAACCCAUCUUGCUAAUGUCUCUGUUCAUUACUGAUGUCUAGCUGUUAGCUAUGGUAACUCUGUCCUUUUGCCAUCUCUCUACUUCCUGUAGGUGGGAUCUUUCCAAAUAUUUGUAGAAGGGUACAAAGAUGCAGAUUUCUGGUUGCGGCGUUUUGAGGCCGAGCCUCUGCCAGAAAACACCAACCGCCAACUGCAGCUACAGUUUGAGAGGCUGGUGGUUCUGGAUUACAUCAUCAGAAAUACUGAUCGAGGGAAUGACAACUGGCUUGUAAAAUAUGACUGUCCAAUGGAUAUGGGAGGCGCUCGGGACACUGACUGGGUGUUGGUGAAGGAACCCAUUAUCAAACUAGCAGCCAUAGAUAAUGGCCUGGCCUUCCCCCUCAAACACCCCGAUUCCUGGAGAGCCUAUCCAUUCUACUGGGCCUGGCUGGCCCAGGCCAAAGUUCCCUUCUCUCAAGAAAUCAGGGACCUGGUCCUGCCCAAAUUCUCAGACCCCAACUUCAUCAAAGACCUGGAGGAGGAUCUGUACGAGCUCUUUAAGAAAGACCCCGGGUUCGACAGGGGACAGUUCCACAAGCAGAUUGCUGUGAUGAGAGGCCAGAUCCUGAACCUGAGUCAGGCCCUGAAGGACGGGAAGACGCCCCUGCAGCUGGUGCAGAUGCCCCCCGUGAUCGUGGAGACUGCGCGGGCCCCCCAGCGGGCCAACAGCGAGUCCUACACGCAGAGCUUCCAGAGUCGAAGGCCCUUCUUCACCUGGUGGUAGCGAGGGUGCGUGGGGGCUCCCCCUGCAGGGCAGAACGGUGGCUGCGCCCUCUCCGGGCAGCGUGGGCAGGAGAGAGGGAGAGAACUGCGGGACGGCUCUCCCUUUUGCGCCUUGUGCCUUCCUUUUUGCGUAAAAGGUGAGGAGGAAGAGGGAGGAAGAGUUAAAGAGGCCGACACCCUCUCCGCAACAUGCGCACACACACACACACUCUCGGACUGAAACGCACACAGACACGGACGCAUUUCCUGGCUGAAACCCUGUAGUUCUCAACAGGGCCUGUUUACAUUCCCAGAGAUCUCCAGGUUAUGAAGCAAAAAGUUUACCUUUUCAGUGCAAUCGCAAGAGUUGCAGUAGCCCCCCUGCGUGCAUGUCUCCUGUUGGCUGGCUUGCCUCGAUACCAGAUACCAACUCAACCCUUCUGUGACGCUAGCCAAUCACAGGUCUCUUAAGAUGGUGGGGAAGAGGCAGGGGCACCAGUAGGCAAGCAGUCCGGAUGGUUAUGUGGAGGCGGAUUCUUCUAGAAUGACUGCUAAGCCCUGAACAGGAAGCGCUUACUCGCCUGCUGGGGGAGGGCUGCAUGCAAAAGCCCCAGUCGUGUGGUUGUUUUCUGUGGAAGUUGAUUGUGCCGUUGUACGGGCAUGAGAGGCGUGCCAUGCGAUGCCAGACUCAACGUUAGGGCCUUCAACUCAACACUGGCGCUCAUCCUGCUGAUUUCAAAAUGGUUUCCUUUCAUUUUUAAAGACUGUCAUGGACUUGCUGAUCACCGAGACUGAGGAACGGGCAGACGUUCUUCCAAGACGUGCAUAGAUUAAAAAGAGUUUCAAUUGAAAUGCCAAAAAAAUAAAGUUACAUUUAUGUUCCAGGGAAAUUUAUAAUGGCUUCAUUAGGCAGUGAGGCUAAUUCUCUGGAAAGAUGCCUUUUGCUAAGUAUUUAAAAAAAAAAAAAACCUAUCAAACGGAGAUGGUCACAAAAUUUGACUUCGAAAGACUUGUAGGAUAUAAAUUAUUUAAUGGAUAAACCGGUUUGCAAAGCUCAUUACCUCACUAUACUCAUGAAUAGGUGGUUAAUAAACGGUCCACUGGGCACAAUUAAAAUGGGUCCUAAUGUAUGUGGCUGGAAUAACCUGAGGCUCAGUUGGGUGAAUUAAAUGUUCUAGGUACUCCAGUUGCCCCCCCUCUGUAGUGCUCAUUGCUGGGACCUCCGCCGUUGAUUUGGCAGAGCGCCAGCAAAGAACAUGCUCUCCUGUAUAGUAUGCAAUACCGUGCGCUACUUAUAAAACUGUGGCUUGCAAGUCGGAGGAAUGAGUGGAGAUGAGUUGGGAGAACACUUAAUGUACAGCUUAUCAUGGACUUGCAGGUGCCCGAUGGACCAGCAGGGGUCACUAGAGAGCGAGGAGACGCCGAUCCCUCCCUAACCCUGGGCAACGCUGCCGCCAAUGACGCAUUUCCUUAUGAGGCCCUCGGCCACAGUCAGCGCUGGUGUGGUCUGGUUUCGAAAUGAAUUCAAUUAAUUUAGCUUCUCAUGAUGCUCUCUGUUCUGAGUUACCUGAGUCCUGUUCUUCUUAGUCAUGCAGUAAUAGAGUUGGUUUCCUGUGCAGGGUUCUGUAAAAGGUCGUGGGGAGCCUGGGUCUUACCACACCGUUGGCAGAUUUCCGCCAUAAUGAAACACACCUAUGGCCCUUACUGAGAGAGGUCUGUCUGUCCCCUUCCUCUUUUGAAAACCGUCCUCUCUGAUUCAGUUACUCUUUCGUCACUGGUCAACUCUGUGCUCUGACUCCAUGUACAGUGCAUCUGCCUGUGUUGAAGCAGGAAGCAGGAAGCUGGUGUUGCCUGUGGGCCUGGACCUUGGCCCCCUGUUAUCGGAGCUCGUAUCACAGUACUGGGGUGGUGAAGUGACUGGAGGUGUGAUUUCAGAAGCUAGCAAGCUAACAAAAACGGGUAAUGUUUGAACCAGCAUGAGUCUAGCUGAAAACUGCAUCAGCUUCCUGUACAGGAAGAGGGUAGGGCUAGACUGUUGGGUGGAAGUGCUAAGCCUGUAGCAUACGGUGUACUCGUAGCCAGGGCUGUCAGCAGUGCUCUGGUGAUGUGCAUGUUUCAUACACUCCACCCAGCAACCAGCAAGGCGUAUCAAAGACCCAGCCUUGGGAGGGGCGAGUGUCCUAGAACACUGUAACAGUCAAUCUGUGAAGGAGGGUGAUGCUGAAUCACUGGAUUACCCACAGUUCCCUCUGGCUAAUGUCCUCAGUGAUUAUCCCCCCCCCCUUUUUUUCUUUGGUCUGUCAACUGGAUUAAAAAACAUUUUUUUUACUACAUACGUAGCUACCAAACAGACCACAACUGAACUGUAUUGUCCUGACAAUGCACUGUAUAAUUUGUAUGUAAUGUAUUUAAUGAAAGAAAUGCAUAUAACAAAGAUAUUCAUUUAACAGUU
Molecule: messenger RNA, 3996 nt
Organism: Anguilla rostrata (American eel)
Lineage: Eukaryota; Metazoa; Chordata; Actinopteri; Anguilliformes; Anguillidae
Gene: pi4k2a
Product: phosphatidylinositol 4-kinase type 2 alpha
Exons: 9
Biological process (GO): endosome organization; Golgi organization; phosphatidylinositol phosphate biosynthetic process
Cellular component (GO): lysosomal membrane; endosome; trans-Golgi network
Molecular function (GO): 1-phosphatidylinositol 4-kinase activity
Source: RefSeq, a predicted model, not a curated record